Molecule: messenger RNA, 4541 nt
Organism: Serinus canaria (Common canary)
Lineage: Eukaryota; Metazoa; Chordata; Aves; Passeriformes; Fringillidae
Gene: SUN1
Product: Sad1 and UNC84 domain containing 1
Exons: 23
Coding region: 212-2926 (904 amino acids)
Biological process (GO): nuclear envelope organization
Cellular component (GO): nuclear envelope; meiotic nuclear membrane microtubule tethering complex
Molecular function (GO): protein-membrane adaptor activity
Source: RefSeq, a predicted model, not a curated record
UCUGUCGGUCGGCGCUGUUGGCUGGGAGGAGAGAGAAAGAUCAGCUACCACGGUCCCUCUGGGCCUGGCACCUGGAGGGUUUCCUUGUUAGAAGAAGCUGUAACCUGCAGCUUUCUGCCCUGAUUGUGAAAGAGCUGAUAAGUGCGCGCUGGUGCCGGCGCUCGCCGCGGCUGCCGAGCCUUGGUGCAAAGUAUGAUUUGAAACUGUCAACAUGGACUUUUCACGUCUACACACGUACACCCCUCCCCAAUGUCUGCCAGAGAACACUGGCUAUACAUAUGCACUCAGUUCGAGUUAUUCUUCAUCUGCUUUGGAUUUUGAGACUGAGAACAAAAUAGAUCCAGUGUUUGAUUCACCCAGAAUGUCACGGCGUAGUUUACGGUUGGCUGCUGGAGGAUACAGUAAAUCAGAUGAUGGACAGAGUGAUUCCCUUCAUGACAGCUCUUAUUCUGGAAACAUGUCCUUCAGGGAUCAUUCGAAGGUAAAGCAACGCAGAAGUAUGAGCAAGCAGUCUGGCAGUGGAAGACAUGUGCCAAGGAAAAAUCUCUCCAGCUCAUCUAUUUUUAGCCAGAGCAGUUUCAAUAGCCAUGCCAGUGAUACAUCAAUGAUAUCCACUAUAUUGGAUGAGUCUCUGAUUCGGGAACAGACAGAAGUUGAUCAUUUCUGGGGCCUUGAUGAAGAAGGUGACCCCAAAGGCAGUGACACCACGCUGCUGCAGGGGAACGGUGGCAUAGCAGCAGCAGAGCUGCAGCCCACGCUGAACGGCUACACGUGCAGUGACUGCAGCAUGCUGUCAGAGAGGAAGGAGGUCCUCACUGCCUACUCACCUUCCCAUGUGCCAUCCUCCAGGAUCUACACUAGGGACAGGAGCCAGAAACAUGCAUCUAGAGGAACAUAUUUCUACAUGAGUAAGAUUCUACGAUUGGUCAAAAAUACUGCAGCAUCUUUUGCAUCACUAUUAGUGCAACUAUUUCAAAUGGUUUUGCUGAAGCUGGGUUAUGAAUAUAAAGCUCACUCAGACUACUGUGGAAGCAUGAAUGUAAAGGAGUUCUACAGAGAAGAUCGUCACCUAGGUGUGAAUGAGGAAUCAAUAUGUGAUGACUGUAAAGGGAAGAAACAUCUUGAAAUGUACACCACAGACCACAUGCAGUCCUCAUGGGCUAAAAGGGUAGCAAGGACCAUUUGGCACACCUUUUCUUCUGCAGGUUACUUUAUGCUUCACGUGUUGCGAACAGCAGGAGCCACGGGAUGGCUUGUGUCACAGAAGGUGUUGUCUCUACUUUGGCUGGCCAUUCUCUCUCCAGGGAGGGCAGCUUCUGGCAUGUUCAGGUUGCUUAGAACUGGGUGGUAUCAACUUGUUACUCUGAUGUCUUUGCUCAAGGUGUUUCUUGUAAGAAGAUGCCUUCCAAAGAACUACAGGUGGUUACUGUUUCUUAUCCCACUCCUGUUUCUACUAGGUUUGUGGUUCUGGGGGCUUAAUGGCUUAAUUUCAUUAUUACCUCCACUGAACUGGACGAGAAUUGGCACAAUACAGAAAACAGAUGAUUCUGUUCAUGUUCCUGAACCACAAGAUGACUCUUUUCAUUCUGUGCAACCUCCAAAGGAUACCAUAAAUAUCUUUGACUUUGGUCGGAUAAGUGAGCUGGAAAAGCAAAUGGCCUUCGUGUCUGACAGAUGCCAUGACCGAAACAAAGAGUACAACAAAGUGAUGAGCCUACUCCAGAAUCUUCAAGAUCAGGUUGCCACAAUGAGUGACAGAAGUGAAACAUUGAAUUUAAUAAAAAACGUGAUGAGUCAAUAUCUUAAAGAUAUGAAAUUGGAGGAAAAGACUGAUUUCCUGGCUUUACACAAAGAACACGAGUUGCGCAUCCAGACACUGGAAGAACUUCUUAGAAAACUCUCAGCUGAAUCCAAGGACAUCCAGAAGGAGUUUGACCUAGCCAAAUCAAAAUCAGUAAGAGAUGAUGAUCAAUACAGUCUACUUAUGUCCAAAAUUAAAAAGCUAGAACUGGAGCUGGCUUCUAUGAAAUCGGAGCUGUUAUCUGGGGAAAGUGUGAAGACGAGUUGUGGGAAAAUGGAUGUCAUUCACGAACAAGUAGAUGCCCAGGUCAAGGAAUCUGUCAAGCUAUUGCUUUUUGGUGAUCAGCAAGAAGACUUGCCUGAAUCACUUCUCCAGUGGCUUACCUCUAAUUUUGUGAGCAAAAGUGAUCUACAGACUGUGCUGCGGGAUCUUGAGUUGCAGAUCCUCAAAAAUAUUACUCUCCAUAUGUCUGUAACAAACCAAAAAUUAACAUCUGAAGUAGUUACAAAUGCUGUGACUAAUGCAGGGAUUUCUGGAAUCACAGAAGCGCAAGCACAGAUUAUUGUAAAUAAUGCACUGAAACUCUACUCUCAAGACAAGACUGGGAUGGUGGAUUUUGCCUUGGAAUCUGGAGGUGGCAGCAUUCUGAGCACUCGCUGUUCUGAAACCUAUGAGACCAAGACAGCAUUAAUUAGCCUCUUUGGAAUUCCUCUGUGGUACUACUCUCAGUCUCCCAGGGUGGUGAUUCAGCCGGACAUGUAUCCAGGGAACUGCUGGGCUUUCAAAGGAUCACAGGGCUAUCUUGUGGUGAGACUUUCCAUGAAGAUCUAUCCAACUGCCUUUACAUUGGAACACAUACCAAAAACUCUUUCACCAACAGGAAAUAUCACCAGUGCUCCUAGGAAUUUUGCAGUAUAUGGUCUGGAGGAAGAAUAUCAAGAGGAAGGCAAGCUUCUAGGAGAGUAUGUAUAUGAUCAAGAUGGAGAACCACUGCAGAUGUUUCCAGUGAUGGGGAAAAAUGAAGAGGCAUUCCAAAUAGUGGAGCUGAGGAUUUUCUCUAACUGGGGCCAUGCAGAGUACACCUGCCUUUAUCGGUUCAGAGUGCACGGGAAACCUGCUGAGUAAUCCACACUACAGCUGGGGGUGGCUGCUUUGUACAUUUUGUUCCUAAUCUGUAUAUACUGGGAAGCCUACAACACUGGAAUCUGUAAAGGACGAGGAUGCAAGAUGCACACUGCAGAACUAUUGAUCCUCUGAUAAAGGCAGAAGACUGUCAGCAGAAAUGUAUAAACCCCAAUUUUUAUUUGCUCUAAGGCUCAGCUUGUAAUUGCCAGUUCGCUUCAUAUUUCUGUGUCCAUGCUGAGAGAAAUAAUGCAUGCAAACAGCUCUGGUUCAUACAGCCCAGUUGGCAAACAGGUGACACACGUUUUACUACAAAUGAAUGUAUAGGUUUUUUAAAAAGAAUAAACCACACUUUCUGCAACUAGGAAUCUGUUCUUUUUUAAUCCAGGACUUAACUGCCUACUUUUGCUAGCUUGGCACCAUAAGCCAAAAACUGUGGUACAUUUUGAACACUGACUGUGGCUAAAGGUGUCCUUCAGUUGACAGUUGGUUUUAACCUUUUUGGUGGAUCCAAAAGGGCUUCUUUGCUACAUGUUGAAUAUAAUAAAUACUUCUGUCAGGGAAAGCUAACACAACCAAAACCAGUUGAAACACCAGCGACUGAGAAUGCUCUACUGUAAUUUGUGGCUGCGAAUUGCUCUAAAAGUCAGGGAUAACUUGAAGUAACUGAAGUUAUUUUAAGGGUUUUUACCAUGGCAACUUGGCCAGUUCUGUUCUUUUUUUAGUGUCAAUCCCGCAUCGACCUUGAUGUACUGACUGGCUGGGAGCUGAUAAGCCUUCUACAGCAGUUGCACUACCUUAGUUUGUCCAAAGUGGGACAAGAUUUUCUUAGACUGGUUGAUUGUUAUUCUCCAUUUGUACUGUGAGAAUUGUGUGGAAAACAAGCCUGAAGCAAUUCUCGCCGCGUCACAGUUACCAGAGGGACUCGAGCUCAGCGCUGCUGUGUGCAAACACGGGCAUUCCUGAUCCUCCCCACAAGCCUUAGUCGGGUACCAGAUGAGUAGACUUGCUCUUGGAAACAACAUUUUCACAUAGAACAAGGUGAAAUCGCUAAUUGCCCCCCUUAGCCUUGCUGCUUUGAAGAUCCUUUUUGGAAAAGAUUCAUGAAAUUCACUUGUUUGCAGAAUUUUUAUCUCGCUGUUCUAGUGCAUUUUGUAGUUACACAGAACUGUUACACAUGGACCUGCUGACUGGUUUUCUGAAUUGAGUUAUGUAUGUUGCACAACAGUCCUCGAAUGUUUGAAAUACAGAAAGUCUCCAUGUGAAGAACUUUUUUUCAUUCGACGUAGAGACAGAACCCAUGGCCUACGCAGAGGAGUAGAUGACACAUGUACAGGUGUUUUCAUAUUAUAGGUUACAUAUUUAAAAUUAGAAUUAUCCUGUAUAAAUUGAAAUUAGGUAGCUGGGGGGGAAUAUUUUGAAUAACACUAACUUAUUUUUAAAAACGCAAGAUAGGACUUUGUGCAAUGUAUUUUUGUAAAUGCUUUUCAAAAUGUCUGUUAUUCUUUGCUGCCUCCAAACUGACAAGAUGCUAUUGAGAUGUUUAAAUAAAGAGUUUUAAUUUUUGAAAGUGCAUGUAAUACUUGAAACAAGAAAUAAAGCCUCUUUUCUGUUUUUU